Molecule: messenger RNA, 1755 nt
Organism: Xylaria bambusicola
Lineage: Eukaryota; Fungi; Ascomycota; Sordariomycetes; Xylariales; Xylariaceae
Exons: 2
Coding region: 142-1575 (477 amino acids)
Biological process (GO): tRNA wobble position uridine thiolation
Cellular component (GO): cytosol
Molecular function (GO): sulfurtransferase activity; tRNA binding
Source: RefSeq, a predicted model, not a curated record
GUGAGUGAGUCAGAUCAAGCAUGAACCUGCAUUGAAUUCAACUUGCAAGCCAUCUACAUAACAUUAUUUUUGCUUGAUUUCAUUAUACUAUUUUGAGCAUAGAGUGAUACCCCGGGCUUUUUUUUCUGAGCCUAUCUUACUAUGGUCACGAACACGACAGCGGCAACACCGGUUUGCACGCGGUGCAAAGAGCAAGAGGGAGUAUUAGACUUGCGAUCUGAUUUAGUAUGUCGGACAUGUUUCGCCACAUUCGUCGCGAGCAAGACCAUCAAGCGGCUCGAGGUGCUUCAGCGUGAGACACGAGGCACAAAACUGACAUCACGCCCUCAGCGCUACCUCCUAGCGUUAUCACGCGGGCCGUCAUCGACGGCGCUAUUGCAUAUCUUGGAUGAGAAUGUCCGCAGACAGCGUGAGAAGAGUGGGCGCGUUAAGUUUGAGCUGGUAGUAGUCUUCGUAGAUAUCGACGUCGACGUCAAGCAGCCAGAGGAAAGGAAGACGACGACGAGCCAGCCGCCAGGAUCAGAUGCCACAUCGCCAACGCCCACAAACGGAACCGCGACGCGCGCAUGCGCAGGGACUGCACGACCAUCUUCGGAGAGCGCAGACACAUUUGCAGCGCACUUCCCCGAACUUACCAUUCACACCGUGCUGCUCUCCAGCAUCCUGUCAUCACCAGCAAUAGACUGGUCUCUCCUCCCGUCACAAAACACAUCCCUGGCCCCCUCACAGCGCCUUGCAGAUUUCUUCGCUCGCCUUCCCUCAGCCAGCGCCCGUGCAGACGUCUCGCGCCUGCUCAUACGGCAUGCGCUAUACGCCGCGGCCUUAGCGCACGAGUGCGCGGUGAUUCUUCUAGGGUACACGACGACGGCGCUAGCAGAACUCACGCUCUCCGAGGCAGCCAAAGGCCGCGGCUUCGGGAUCCCAUGGUUCGUGAACGACGGCGCCUUUCCCUUGCCGAGGGCUGUAGAUCUCGAUCAAGCAGUCUCCAGCAUAGCAGACGUCUCGAGAGGCCUUGCGUACACAGGACUCGCCGAUGACGAAAUUGCCAGCGCCGGUCAUCCCCCUACCAGCAUCCACAUCUACAGUCCCCUACGCGAGAUCUUCAGGAAAGAGGUCCUGACGUAUCUCUCCAUCGUCAGCUCCCCAUCCGGUCCGCUAGCAGCGCUCUUCCCCUCCUUAUCAACGCCUCAGAAUCAAGGCGCCGACGAGCGCAGUGGCGGAGCCGUAGUCUCGCACCGUGAUCUGAGUCUAGACGACGUGGUGACGCGAUUUUUCACGGACGCGGAGGCAUCGUAUCCGAGUGUCGUGGCGAACGUGGUGCGCACGACGGGCAAGCUGAACCGGCUGACGCCCGUCCUCACUACCCAACAGACUGACGCAGGUGCACAGGUCGCAGGGCGACAGUGUAGGCUGUGUGGGGUCGGACUAGAUCCACUGGGCGACGAGCGGUGGAAAGGGGAGAUUGGCGAAGUGGAUGUGAUUGCCUCGAAUAUUGUGUCGGAUGCUGACGGGUCUGUCAGGGCGGAGAGAAGGGGGAGGUUAUGCUAUGGUUGCGAGAGAUCUGUAAGGGGGUAGAUAAUAGACAUAUUGUUUAUGAUGCCAGAAAAAGAGAAUGAGAGAUGACCGCAAAUGAUGCAUGAUUAUGGAUGUAGCUCUAAUCUCCAGUAAUGGUCAAGGAGAAGUGAAGGCCAUGAACUCUUAACACUCUACUCGCAUUAUUUUUGUCUACUAUAUACAAGAAUAUCUAUAUUUCUG